CUAGAUGGACUCAUUAGAUUGCUUCGUGACGCUGUGGCGGUAGCGCACUGCCUGACUGUUGUGCCGAAGCCUGGUAGAUUCAGAGACUUGCACAGAUAACGUCAUACAGAAGAGUGUUUCCGGUCAAAAAGAACGAUUUUAUCUCGGUUACUCACAUUGGAGAGCCACCAGUUCGACCUAUAACACCCGGCAAGUGUCCUCAAUUUCACUUAAAUACUUUGCAGAGGACGUCACCAGUUCAAUCUGUAGUACUCUACAGGGGAAGCCACCAAUUAAGCCUGUAGCACUCUGCAGAGGGAGCCAUCAGUUCAGUGUGUAUCAUUCUGCAGAGGAAGUCACCAGUUCAGCUUGUAGCACCCUACAGAAGGAACCACCAGUUCAGCCUCUGGGACCCUGCAGGAGGAGCCACCAGUUCAGCCUGUAGCACCCUGCUGGAGGAUCCACCAGUUCAGCCUGUAGCACCCUGCAGGAGGAGACACCAGUUCAGCCUGUAGCACCCUGCAGGAGGAGCCACCAGUUCAGCCUGUAGCACCCUGCAGGAGGAGCCACCAGUCCAGCCUGUAGCACCCUGCAGGAGGAGCCACCAGUUCAGCCUGUAGCACCCUGCUGGAGGAUCCACCAGUUCGACCUGCAGCACGUUGCACCAGAGUGUGAAGUUCCUAGCCGAGGACUGGACGCAAGAUGCUGGCCACAGUGCACGAGGAAUACUGUGAAGACGACGUGGACUCUGAGUGGGAGGACUUCGACCGCCUGAUGGAGGAAUACCGGCUGAGACGCCGCAACAUCCCGGCGUCGCCGCUGCUCAGCAGUGUGCGCCACUAUGACCACCGCAGGGCGCAAGAGCAGGUGUUCUAUCCCUGUCCUCCUCCCCAACCCUCGGAGCUCAUCGAGGACUUGGAUUAUGUGCAGACAGUGAUGUAUGGACGUUACACCAAAGACCUCGGUGAAUACGCUAAAGAAGAGGCACGCAAAGUGAAGGCACUUGAGCGCAAACGCAAGAAGGAAGACCGUCUGCGUAACAAGGAGUUGCAGAAGUACCGAGGGAAAUGUGCGAGCAAGGUCAUAGCGGCGUUUAGUUUCGUAUGGCGGCACACUUUUGCAAGGCUGGGAGAGGACUGGGUGUUCCUGGCUCUACUCGGGAUCAUCAUGGCGUUCAUCAGUUUCCUCAUGGACCGUGGCAUCAGUAUCUGCAACCAAGCUCGCAUCUGGCUGUACAAGGACCUGACAACACAUCCCGUGGUUCAGUAUGUAGCGUGGAUCAGUCUUCCUGUGUUCCUCAUCCUGUUUUCUGCCGGCUUUGUCCACAUUGUAGCUCCACAGUCAAUAGGUUCAGGCAUACCCGAGAUGAAAACAAUCCUGAGAGGGGUGGCCCUGAAGGAGUACUUGACAUUUCGCACCCUCAUAGCCAAGAUUGUGGGGCUGACAGCGACCCUCGGAAGUGGCAUGCCACUGGGUAAAGAGGGUCCAUUCGUGCACAUUGCCAGCAUCACUGCCACACUCCUAUCGAAGCUAGUGACGUCAUUCCAGGGAAUCUACGAGAAUGAGUCUCGUAACUGUGAGAUGCUGGCUGCUGCUUGUGCUGUUGGUGUUGCCAGUUGUUUUGCUGCUCCAAUUGGAGGUGUGCUGUUCAGCAUAGAGGUCACGACCGUGUACUUUGCAGUCAGAAAUUAUUGGCGUGGGUUCUUUGCUGCUGUGUGCGGUGCAACCGUGUUCAGACUGCUGGCAGUGUGGUUUCAGAAAGAAGCCACCGUGACGGCCGUGUAUGCUACAAGCUUCACCAUGGACUUUCCGUUCGACCCACAGGAACUCAUUGUAUUCGCUCUCAUUGGUGUGAUCUCAGGGCUGGGAGGGUCCAUGUAUGUGUGGGUGCACCGCCAGUAUGUUCUGUUCAUGCGACGGAACAAGAAGAUGACCUCUUUCCUACAGAAGAACCGUUUCCUGUACCCAGGAAUAGUCUCGCUGAUGGUAGCAUCUGUGUCCUUCCCUCUUGGAUUUGGCCAGUUCAUGGCAGGAGAUCUGAACUCCCAUGAUCAGGUGUCAGGCCUGUUCACAAACUUCACAUGGACCAAAGGGAACCUUACCGUGCUGGAAGCAGAGACUGUGCGCCACUGGAUUACCCCUUACACUGAUGUGUUCGUGAGUCUCGCUGGCUUCAUUCUCUUCCAUUUUGUCUUCUCCAUCAUUGGUUCAACAAUUCCCGUUCCAUCAGGAAGCUUCAUUCCUGUGUUCAAAAUUGGGGCAGCAUUGGGCCGAAUGAUGGGCGAGGCAAUGCACCUCUGGUUCCCACAGGGCGUCCAUUAUGGCAAUACAGUAGCGCCCAUUAUACCAGGUGGCUAUGCUACAGUAGGAGCUGCUGCAUUCUCAGGAGCUGUGACACACACCAUCUCGGUGUCGGUGAUUGUGUUUGAGAUGACAGGCCAAAUCACACACAUCAUUCCCAUCAUGAUUGCAGUGCUGAUCUCGAAUGCAAUCGCUGCGCUGUUGCAGCCGUCACUGUACGACAGCAUCAUCCUCAUCAAGAAGUUGCCAUACUUGCCAGAUCUGCUGCCGUCCAGCUCCAAAAUGUACAGCGUGUAUGUGGAGGACUUCAUGGUCCGUGAUGUCAAGUACAUCUGGCAUGGAAUGAGCUAUGGGAAGCUGAAGGAGGUGUUGAAAGAGAACCGCAAUCUGAGGGGCUUCCCCCUGGUUGACAACCCAGAAUCCAUGAUCUUGUUGGGCUCUAUUCAGCGCCUGGAGCUCAUCAAACUCAUAGAACGCCACAUUGGACGGGAGCGACGGCUGCAAGUGGCUGCCAAGUGGAAAAAGGAGGCACAAGAGAGGGCCAAAGAAGAGAUGGAACGUAAGAUGUGGGAGGAGUCACAGAGGCAGCGACGACCAUCCCGGUUUGAGGUGAUCCCUGCACCAGACAUCUUGAAGCUUCGACAGCGCUCCAGCAGUGACCUCGUUUCACACAAUAAUCUUGCAGUGGGGGAUGUCAAUGGGAGCAAUCCACUAUUCGGUAGUCAACCAAAGAAAUCAAUUCUAAAGAAAACUAACUCCUUCACACUGCGCAGUUUCAGCCCCCUGAUGAGCCCCACGCCUACUCCCUAUACAACAGUCACAGGGGCAGAAAGCCGGAUCCGCCUGGCAUUUGAGGCCAUCUUCCGCAAGUCAGCAACUCUACAGGAUGUGAACCCUGACCCUGAAGCAGGAGUUGGAGGCAGCAUGGAUGUCAAUUUGACAAUGGGGGAUCUAACUGAUGCACCCCCUGUCCCUCCCAGUCCCAGAGCCUACAAGAAAGUGCAACUGCCACGGGAGCGAGUGAUCGACAUGUCACCGGAGGACCAGAAGCAGUGGGAGGAGGAGGAGAUGAGCAAGGGAGUUAACUUUGACAAGUGUCACAUUGAUCCAGCCCCCUUUCAGCUUGUAGAGAAGACUUCAUUGCUGAAAGUGCAUUCCCUUUUCUCCAUGGUAGGGGUAAACCAUGCAUAUGUCACAGCAAUCGGCAGGCUCAUUGGUGUCGUCGCACUCAAAGAGCUCAGGAAGGCGAUCGAAGACUCAAACUCAGGUAAUGUUCCAACGCAUCAGCCUCCGCACAUAACCCUAACCCCUCCACCAGGUUCGGGGAUAAAGGGUGACUUGCCCCUGGUCAGUGACCCUCGCAGUAAUGACACCAUCACAUCCAUGGACUCUGCCCUCAGUAGCAACACCGCAGCCAGUGAGACAGAUGUAGAAGACAAUGUCGACAGCUCAAGGCUAUGAUGGCCAUCAUGGUAUCCUCACAGUUCAGUUUAUGAUUGUUAUGGGUAUCAAAGUGUGACUUCUACCUCGCUGGCUGAUUGCCACCCUGAGAGAAUGGAUGUAGGGGCGUGAGUGUAGCACACAGCUGUGAUAUAUGUGAGAUUUGAGGUUCUUACUGUGUUGACUAUGAAGAUUACUGCCUUCUGGGAUAUAACGCCACGUAGUCUGGCAGAAAUUUACCAACAUUUUGAAAGCAACUGCUGUCUCCAUCAACAGAGUUUGGAAGAGUGUUGGCAACUUCCUACUGGGUUUCAUGGCUUCAUGUUCUACAAGACAAUAAUCUUCAGCUGUGAUAUACAUUGACCCAAACUGGUGUACGUGCGUUGCAAGCGCGUCCCAGAAAUGUUAGUCGUGGGAUGUAGUGUGUAGCAUGAAUGGUUGUACGUAGCAUAGCUGCUCAGUGGAACUGCUGCCCUCUGGCAGGUUGCUGAAGCUCUGUUUUCAAAUUCUGGCAAUGACACAGUCCUGUAGUG
Messenger RNA from Cryptotermes secundus, 4253 nucleotides. RefSeq names its product chloride channel protein 2 (gene ClC-a). The record is from RefSeq and is a predicted model, not a curated record. The transcript is spliced from 20 exons. NCBI's taxonomy places the organism in Eukaryota, Metazoa, Arthropoda, Insecta, Blattodea, Kalotermitidae. Bases 682 to 3741 code for a protein of 1019 amino acids. Gene Ontology annotation, molecular function: voltage-gated chloride channel activity. Gene Ontology annotation, cellular component: membrane. Gene Ontology annotation, biological process: chloride transport; transmembrane transport.